AUGGUACUCGAUCGUGCGGGAUCUCUGAAAAGAAAGAGGGAAAUCUCAGAGGAUUUCAUCGAUGACGCUUCCGACAAAGAGGAUGAAGUACGCACACCACGCACCAACAUACCUCGCAAAAGGGCACGAAACGCCACCCGUGAGGGAAUCGAGCUCAUCGGUGACGAGUCCGUGCAAAGUGCGAGUUUGCGAGGAGACAACGCACAUCCCACUGAAGAGGCUGGUAUCUACAACCAGUCCAGUGGACUGUCGGACAUCGCACGAUGGCUUGAAGGACAUGAAGAGCCGACAUCUCGACCGGCUGGUCCUGUUGAGCGCCCUGCUGCAGCUCCUCCCACCGUUUCAAUGUCUCUCAUACCCUCUGCUACUGAUGGCACAUCCUCAGCUAAGCGGGUGUCGGUACCUGCUGUCGGCACGGCAACUCAAUAUGCCAAACGAGAGAUACAUGUAGGAGAUUCGCGCUCUGAUCCUGCGGUUGGAAAACUCUCGGAACUCAAGUUCCACUCCAAUAGUGUCGCUCGGGCUCUACCGGUCGAUGCGAAUGCAACUUCAGCUCGCGAUGUUCAUUACGACUACCUGGCAUGUCCCAAAAUGCUGUAUGAAUCGGAGGAGCUCGAGGCUAUCUUGAAGAAACGUCAGGAGCCUAGCGCUCCCGGGAAAGGGAAGUCUCGAGCACUUGAAGGGACAUACAGCUUCCAUGAUCCGGUCAUUCCUGCAACGGCAGCGUCAUCUGGAGUCCCUCCUCCUGCGAAGGAGAGCUCAGCACGGGCACUAGAAACCGUGCUGCCUGAGCUUUACAUGGAUUGGUUUGACUCUUCGUUUCAUGCUAUGACCGUCAGUGCCGAGCCGGAGAACCGCAUUGCUGCAGCCGGUAACUCUGCCAUACCACAUCCAGGUUUGAGCUCUCAUGGCGGACGCCGCCACUUUGCAACAGCAGGGAUGUCAGCCCUUCAUAACGAGCAAGUGACCACACUUGGAAAUAGUCACUCGGUUUCUCCAUCCUUCACGCCUAGCCAGGAGCCCAGCGCCCACCGCAUGUCGACGCCUGCAACUACGCCAGAUGCAUAUGGCUACGCUGUCAUUGAUGCAUUCCUUCGAGGCCUGUCGCAGGACUCGGCACCACCUGAUCAUUUUGUCCAGGCAUUCUUGAAUAUGGGAGUAAGCACCGAGGGCUUACUCGAUGACUUUGCCUGCUCAAGUCCUGAGCACGGUGGCUGGGAUGCGUUGAAGGAGGAGCUGAAAGUCGAUCAGGAUAGACGGAACAUAGCCUGGUACCUCAGGGUUGCGAACGCCCUGAAGGACAGAGCGGAGAAAGUCCGCGCAGCCAGACGCCGAAGAUCUUAG
Laetiporus sulphureus 93-53 is the source of this 1344-nucleotide messenger RNA. RefSeq lists its product as uncharacterized. The coding region runs from base 1 to 1344 and encodes 447 amino acids. Lineage: Eukaryota; Fungi; Basidiomycota; Agaricomycetes; Polyporales; Laetiporaceae. The transcript is spliced from 4 exons. The record is from RefSeq and is a predicted model, not a curated record.